AUGGGACUACCUUGCACCACUGUCCAGUCUGUACUCAAAUCAGGGGUCGAAGCCCCGAAGAAACCGGCCGGAAGGAAGCCCGCCAUCACGGACAAGACUCGCACGCGCCUGAUUGCACGUGCUACCCUUGAUGCUGUUCACCGACGCAUGCCGUACACGGAGAUUGCUCGACUAGAAGGUGUGCAGGCAGGUCGAAAAGCCCUGAUGGCUGCAUUCAACAUGGAGGCAUACGGGCGCCGCGUGGCCACCAAGAAGCCUAUGCUCACUCAUGCGCAGAAGCAGGCGCGUUUAGCGUGGGCAACUGCACACCUGAACUGGAAGUCUGAGGAUUGGAAUCGCGUUGUUUGGACCGACGAGUCCUCGUUCUCAACCGCAGGGUUUGGAAGAGUUUACGUCACCCGGCGACCGGGAGAGAAGUACGAUCAGUCUUGCCUUGUGCCGAAGUUAAGGACGCACGCUUCAUGGACCAUCCAUGGAAGCAUUUCGUCGCUUGGCAAAGGACCAAUGGUGGUGAUGGAGAAGGAGUGGGGUGGGCUUACAGGGAAAGUGUACAGGGAAAAGGUGCUUCCCUGGAUAUACUGUUUCAUGUACUGGGUGACUCGACAUCCAGAGAAUCGUUCGCGGCAUGCCAUCCUGAUGGAAGACGGUGCCUCUCCGCAUUCUGCGAAGCUCACCAAGCAGGUCCAUAACCUGAAUGGUGUAGAUAAGAUGUACUGGCCUGCCAACUCGCCCGACCUCAACCCUAUAGAGAACGUAUGGCGGUUACUAAAGCAGAGAGUAGCUAGGAAGCAUCCACAUACUCUUGCCGAGUUGAGGCAGUGUGUGGAGACAGAAUGGGCGGCAUUGGAAGUGUCAGACUUUGCCCGAUAUGUCAGCAGUAUGAACGAGCGCUGUCAGGCUGUUAUAAGUGUGGGAGGAGGCCAUACAAAGUGGUAG
Alternaria atra is the source of this 936-nucleotide messenger RNA. RefSeq lists its product as uncharacterized. The transcript has a single exon. NCBI's taxonomy places the organism in Eukaryota, Fungi, Ascomycota, Dothideomycetes, Pleosporales, Pleosporaceae. Gene Ontology annotation, molecular function: nucleic acid binding. Bases 1 to 936 code for a protein of 311 amino acids. The record is from RefSeq and is a predicted model, not a curated record.